AUGGCGGCAGUCAAGAACAGCAGGGGAAAGCUUUGGUCGGAUGGGGAAACGAAAGAUUUAAUAGAAUCGUGGAGCAAUGAAGUCAUUCAAGUAGCAUUGGAAAAUGCCAAAACACCGACACAAAGCAACAAAGUCUACAAGACAUUGCUCGUAAGUUGUGUUGCUGUACAGUAGUGAGUAGUGAAGUAGUACGCCUUAGGCUUAGCGAUCAACUUUUGGCAUGUGGCCCAGGUCAAGGACAUGUCAAUGCCAUCCAGCUGUACUCGGGCUCCAUAGACCAUACAGUUUAUACUUGACUUAACUUAUAUGACCAGUGUCACUGCAUGCAUGGGUUAUUGAGGUGCAAAAUUCAGAUUUUAAUCUAAAAUAUAUAUCUUAAAAAUACAAUUACGUGAAACGUACCAACUACCAUAUUAAUAAGACAUAUUUUGUGAUAUUAAAGUUAUAUAAUCUUUUAGCUAUUUAAUUUUUUUAUAGGAACAACUCCAUGCCAAAGGUUAUACAGAUCUUACGUUAAAGGCGGUAGUUAACAAAAUGAAAAAAUUACGCCAAAAAUAUAAAACAGAGAAGGACAAGACAAGGAAGUCUGGCAAUGGAAAACAAAAGAAAUGGAAGUUUUUCGACCAAAUGGAUCAAAUUUUGGCAAAUCGACACAACAUCACACCAGUGUCUAUAUUAGAUACAAUGAAAGAAAGUGAAAAUAGUGAUGAAGAUACUACAUUUUCGAAUAAUUUGAAAGACUCAG
Molecule: messenger RNA, 745 nt
Organism: Paramuricea clavata
Lineage: Eukaryota; Metazoa; Cnidaria; Anthozoa; Malacalcyonacea; Plexauridae
Source: the annotation of a GenBank genome assembly